GAAAGAGCUGAUGAAGUUUGCGGAUCGAUCGGAGGAAAAGGUAGCAGGAAGAAUGCGUGCAUAAACACGUCUAUUAAAUAUCAGCGGGAAAAAGAGAGGCUUCAUAAUCGAUGAGACACCCCAGAGGGAAUUCAGUGACAGUUAAGUCAUGGAGAGAUUCAGUCCGCCAGCAACGUCGUUGAGGAAGAGAAUUAGCCCUCCGAUAGCUUGGAAUCUUGGCCUCACUAGCAGGGAUCCGAGAAUUGUCAAAGUAAUCCUACUGGGACAUCAGGGCGUUGGUAAAACCGCCCUGGCAGUGCGAUUCGCGACGAAACGGUAUAUAGGGGAGUACGAUUGUUCUAUCGAGAGGGUUUACAAAGUGGACAGUUUCCUGGAUGCGGCGUGGGAGAUAACUGAUCCCCCAGGAUAUCUACCACCUCCGUCCGAACUGAAAUUACGGUGGGCAGAUGCUAUCGUUCUCGUUUACUCGGUGUCGGAUCGUGUCAGCUUCGACGAAACAUCUCGUCUUCGAUUUCUAGUAUCACACGCGAGGAAAACUAGGAAGGUUCCACCGAUAGUAAUCCUAAUAGCGAAUAAAGCAGAUUUAACGUACACUCCUGGUGAAAGGGUAGUUUCUACGGCAGAAGGGCGUCAAAGGGCGGAAGAGAUCGAGGCCCACGCGUUUCAUGAAAUUUCCGUCAGAGAAUCUGUCGAACAGGUCAUGGCCGUUUUCACCGACAUCUCCAAGCUGUUGACGGAAUUGCCGGGAAAUUCUGGCCAGCAAACAAAUUCCUUCAGGGUGAGAGCCUCCACUGACGGCACCUUGGACGCUCUUCGACGCCCCUCGCCUGUUCCGCUCAAACGAAGAUUCAGCAUCUCCGUUCGAGGAACCCUUCAUUAAGCGAACACAAGCUUACAGCUUAAAACUACGCGCUUUCUAAUAAAGCUCCUGUUCUAAUCCUUCGAGUUUUGAGAAAUAUCGACUGUUCGUUGUCAAUUUGUAGUAUCGUGAUCGUUUAUUGUAUUGUAAAGGCGUAUUUUGUUCGUUUUUAAAAAUAUUUUGGGAAUCUUUUCGCUUUGAGAAAUAUUUUUAGAAUCUUUUCACACGUUGCGAUAUAUUUUUAGAUCUUAAACUUUUAAACUAUAUUUUUAGAUUAUUAAAUAACAUAUUCGUGGUCCUAGUCUUUGCUGAGUGAACUGCAAUAUGCGCUAUUGAAACAUGAUCAAAAGCCGAAGAACCACAAAUAUGUCAGUGAGAGAUAUUUUUGGACUGCUUUAUCUUUGGAUUUAACGCGAUUUAUUAAAAAUGUACUAUCGGCCAAUAUGGAGUUUCGAAUCGUUAUAUGUUUCAUGGAAAUAAAAAGUUUAAAGAAAAAUCUGCUGAUUAAGCGGUAAAUAAACGAUCGAUAAGUUCUGUUUAGUACCUCAAAUAUUUCUCUUACGUGUGAUAUUAAUGUAUUUAAAUUAUUGCUGGUAUUUGUCGAGUAUAUAUUUAACUGUAAAUUAUAUUGAUGUUAAGAAAUUCGAUGAAAUAAAAUUUGCACAAUAAUUAUUUC
This is a messenger RNA of Bombus impatiens (common eastern bumble bee), 1535 nucleotides long. RefSeq names its product ras-related and estrogen-regulated growth inhibitor. The transcript is spliced from 5 exons. Lineage: Eukaryota; Metazoa; Arthropoda; Insecta; Hymenoptera; Apidae. The coding region runs from base 149 to 880 and encodes 243 amino acids. The record is from RefSeq and is a predicted model, not a curated record. Gene Ontology annotation, molecular function: GTPase activity; GTP binding.